GCCCACCCUAACAAUAAUAAUGGAAAAAAAUAAAUAAAUUAAAAACCGAAAAAGAAACUUCUUCUCUACAUGGAAAAAUGUCCUAUAAAAUUCAAAACCUGUACCUCAUUACCUCGACACAACCAAACACUCCUUUCUUAAACCACAAUCACUCUUCUUUCUACAGAAUCAUGCAAACUUUCUAAAGAUCAGAAUCUCUUUUUCUUUCCCUUAUAUUAUACAUCGAUAUCAAUGCGAUAUUCUUCUUCUUUUCUCUUCUCUCAUUCUUGAAUUUCUGAUGUCAAAUAUUUGUGCCAAAAGACAGAGACAAUAUCUGAGAGGGAGAGAGAGAGAGACAUGAUGAUGGUAAUAAUGAAGCUGGUGUUGUUAGUAUUUGCAAUCUGUCGCUUGAUAGCGACAGUUGGGUUAACGUUGGACCCGACCGAGCUCCUACGUUUGGAGUUGAAAGGACAGCUCAGCCUUGAUCCAUCCGACGUUGAAACCGCUUCGGUUGACUUUGGACGGAUGCACCGAGCGGAGCCGUGGGGGGUACUUCACCCCGCAACCGGAGCCGACGUUUCCCGGUUAGUCAAAUCGGCUUACGAGUCAACUCACGGGUUCGCCGUGUCGGCUCGCGGGCACGGGCAUUCCAUCAACGGGCAGGCCAUGACCGCUAACGGGGUGGUGGUUCAAAUGAGUGAUGGUAAGCCCGGGAUGCAGAGGAAUAUUGUGGUUUCUCAGGAAUCCAUGUACGUGGAUGUAUGGGGCGGGGAGCUGUGGAUAGAUGUGCUGAGUUCCACCUUAGAGUAUGGACUCGCACCCAAAUCGUGGACCGAUUACUUGUACCUUUCCGUAGGGGGUACGUUGUCAAAUGCUGGGAUCAGCGGCCAGGCUUUCAAUCAUGGCCCUCAAAUUACCAAUGUCUUUGAGCUUGAUGUUGUUACAGGGAAGGGUGAAGAAUUGACGUGUUCAGAAGAGAGUAACUCAGAACUGUUCCAUGCCGCACUAGGUGGUCUUGGACAAUUUGGCAUCAUCACUAGGGCAAGAAUUGCCCUUGAACCAGCUCCCCAAAUGGUGAGGUGGAUUCGGGUACUAUAUUCGAAUUUCUCUGCGUUUACACAUGACCAAGAGUAUCUCAUCUCCUUGCAUGGACAUCAAGACAGCCAGAAAUUUGACUAUGUAGAAGGUUUUGUUAUCGUGGACGAAGGUCUCAUCAAUAAUUGGAGGUCUUCAUUCUUCUCUCCCAAAAACCCGGUCAAGAUUUCAUCUCUUAAUGUUAAUGGUGACGGAGGAUCAGUCUUAUACUGCUUGGAAGUCACAAAAAAUUACCGAGAAUCGGAUGCCGAUACCAUCGAUCAGGAAGUGGAGGCCCUAUUGAAGAAAUUGCAUUUUAUACCAAAUACGGUUUUCACGACGGACCUGCCUUACGUCGAUUUCCUGGACCGGGUUCACAAAGCUGAGUUGAAGCUCCGGUCCAAGGGUUUGUGGGAGGUACCACACCCUUGGUUGAAUUUGUUUGUGCCCAAAUCCCAAAUUGCAGAAUUCGACAGAGGUGUAUUCAAGGGCAUUUUGGGCAACAAAGCUAGUGGUCCGAUCUUGAUCUACCCUAUGAACAAAAACAAGUAAGUCCCUCCUACAUUCUUAAGGACACCUAAUUCAUGAAAUCUUGUGUUGUGUCAUUAACAUGAUGAGUAGCGAUAGAGAUAAUAAAUUUAUUCGCUAAAAUAAUUCGGUGGUUGAUAUAAAUUCACUAGUCAUUAAAUCAAUUAAUUGGAUGAUUUUACCACUUCUAUUAUUGUGUUGUUAUUCAUCCAUGCAACCCAAUACAAAUAAAAUAAGACGGUUGUUCUCACAUAGAAUCUUGACGUUUAGGUCAUAUGAAUUAUUGCUUCCGUAGGAAAUAUAUAUGAUCAUACACAGUGUCGAUUUUGUCAAUUAUAAUAAUUAUACCACCAAUUCAUCAAGUUUCUUGUUUGGAUAUGAUUAUUCCGGUUCCAUAAUGAUGAUAAAAAAAAAUUAUUUAAGUGAAAUGUAACUGUCGGGGUCGGUCGUGAAGUAAUUAAUAUAGAAAAUUGGGAAGUGAUCUGAACUACUAGAUUCUGUAAUCUGAUUAUGUAAUGGUUUGAUUACUUCUUUAUCGUCACUCCCUUAUCCUUAUCCUCGUGAUGACGUCCAAUUAUAUAUACUAUACAUUUUCCGAACAAAAAAAGUAAACCUAAAUCUCCGAAGACUAUGAUAUAAGCCUAGCUUAUUCAUUCAAUUGGAUCCUCAGGUUUGUUAAGGAUCCGGGAGAAAGUGAUUUAGACAAACUCUUCCUAGUACGUAACAAGUUUAGAUUUGGUCAUCAUCAUCACAAAACCCUACGUAUUAAGUAGUAACAAAGUUACAAUUCACCAGUUUAACAAUAGAAAAACAUAACAAAAGACAAAAUGAACAUUGUUAAAGUAUUAGUCACGGAAUCAUUUUACUGUCGUAUAAACCACAGUAGUGUGUAUCAUUAUAGAGAAGUCGUCUUCAUUGAUCAGUGAUUUUUGCCUGGUUUCGACACGUUGAUACGACCAUGCAAAUAAAACCAACAAUAAAGGGGGGGGGAUCAAACUGACCAAAAAUCCAGUGCCGAUGUUUAGGGCCAGCUAGGGAAGUGUUUGCAUAUGUAACAAUGAUGAAACAACGUCAAAGAUGUCGUUAUUUUUUAAUUAGUAUUCCUUUUUUUUAGCUGACUGGGAACCCAACAAAAGAAUAGAGAGAGACAAUGGCCAAACUAAGAAGAUCUUCAUGUCAGCCCGAUCUUCGUCCGUAGGAGGGGACCCCUUCAUUCUCUGUCGACAUUACCAUUUACAAACAAAAACUUGCCGUUUCUAUAGUUCAGAAUUUAUUUUGGGCUUUAAUUUAUCAAAUUACGGUAUUUUCUGUUUAAAAAUAAGAGUCCUGUUAUCGUAUUAUUAAUAAUUAGAACUUAUUUUAAUAUUUUUUUACGUAUGUGUUUUUAGGUGGGACAAUAGAACUUCAGUGGUGACGCCGGACGAAGACGUAUUUUACUUGGUGGCGUUACUUAGGUCGGCGUUGGACAACGGCGAAGAAACGCAAACGCUGGAGUACAUGAGCGAUCAGAACCGUCGGAUAUUGAAGUUUUGUAAAGAUGCUGGAAUCAAAAUGAAGCAAUACCUCCCUCAUUACACUACACAACAAGAAUGGAUUGAACAUUACGGUGAAAAAUGGACUCAAUUUUAUCGAAGAAAAAUGGAAUUUGAUCCCAGACAUAUAUUAUCAACCGGUCAACGUAUAUUCAAACCUUCUUUUAAUCCCAGCUCGGCUUCAUGGUGAUCACUGGCAAAAUAAUAGUGGUAGAAGUUAAAAAGGAAAUUUUUUUUGUGUCUGAAAAUCCAAAAUUGCCACUCUUAAUGGAAGUUGGCAAAAUCAUUAUUAUUUGAUCACUGUCGGUAGCAAUUAGUUGGGGAAAAUAUAGCUGGAUUAAAUUUGUACAAAUGGGGUAGAUAUAUAGUAUAACUAUAGGAAAUUUAUUAGUUUUUUCGUUAACUAUAAAGUUUUUGUUCUUGGGUUAAAUUUAUAUUAGCAGCAAGAUUAAUUAGCAAA
Oldenlandia corymbosa var. corymbosa is the source of this 3573-nucleotide messenger RNA. The record is from the annotation of a GenBank genome assembly. Lineage: Eukaryota; Viridiplantae; Streptophyta; Magnoliopsida; Gentianales; Rubiaceae.